Molecule: messenger RNA, 1372 nt
Organism: Setaria italica (foxtail millet)
Lineage: Eukaryota; Viridiplantae; Streptophyta; Magnoliopsida; Poales; Poaceae
Product: bidirectional sugar transporter SWEET12
Exons: 6
Coding region: 143-1054 (303 amino acids)
Biological process (GO): carbohydrate transport
Cellular component (GO): membrane
Molecular function (GO): sugar transmembrane transporter activity
Source: RefSeq, a predicted model, not a curated record
AGACCAGAAGGAGCAGCACACACAACCUAGCCGGCAGCAGCUUCCCAAGAGGGAUCUCCUCUUUGGCAGCGCUGUUGUAUAAGCUAGCCUUUAUUUGUCUAUAGAGAAGCAGGGAGAUUAGUGUUGUUGAGCAUCCUUCAAGAUGAUUACCGUUGGGCACCCGUUGGUCUUUGCUGUGGGGAUCCUAGGCAACAUCUUGUCGUUCCUGGUCACCCUUGCACCAGUGCCGACGUUUUACCGCGUGUACAAGAAGAAGUCGACGGAGUCGUUCCAGUCGGUGCCGUACGUGGUGGCGCUGCUGAGCGCAAUGCUGUGGCUCUACUACGCGCUGCUGAGCAUGGACGUCCUCCUCCUCUCCAUCAACGCCAUCGCCUGCGUCGUCGAGUCUGUCUACCUCGCCAUCUACCUCGUCUACGCGCCCAGGAACGCAAUGGUUUUCACCGCGAAGCUGCUGUGCAUCAUGAACAUGGGGCUCUUCGGGGCCAUGGUCGCCUUCCUGCAGUUCUUUGUCGAGGGCCGCCGCCGCGUCUCCAUCGCCGGCGGCGUCGGCGCCGCCUUCGCACUCGCCGUCUUCGUCGCUCCUCUCGCCAUCAUCCGGCAGGUGAUCCGGACCAAGAGCGUGGAGUUCAUGCCCGUCUGGCUCUCCUUCUUCCUGACCAUCAGCGCCGUCGUCUGGUUCUUUUACGGCCUCCUCAUGAAAGAUUUCUUCGUCGCGAUGCCCAACGUGCUGGGCCUACUGUUCGGCCUGGCCCAGAUGGCGCUCUACUUCGUGUACCGCAACCCCAAGAAGAACGGCGCCGUGUCGGAGAUGCAGCAGGUCGUCGCGCAGGCCGCCGACGCCGCCGAGAAGGAGCAGCAGCAACAGGCCCACGUCGCGGCGGCCACCCUCGACGCCGACGGGGAGGAGGCGGUGCGCGCCGACGACGGCGCCAAGGACGACGUCGUCGUCGACAUCAUGCCACCACUGCCGCCGCUACCAGCGGAGAGGGCGCCGCCGCUGCCGCCUCCGCCGGCGAUGAUCAUCCCGCAGCCGAGGGCCGUGGAGGUGGUCUGAUCGACCACGGUGAUGGGUGGAGAUCGACGUGUAUCGAUCUGGAGCGCACACGUGCACGACUGACCUAACUAUUAUUGCUUGCUGCUCGUUGGAUUAUUUACUUUGUGUGCGGCCUAUUUAUGUGUAUGUAUCGCGUGGCACCACGGUACAAGUAGACGCCUAUAAAGCUAUGCAUAGGAGUAUACGUAUAUGUAUGUAACGAAUGAAUGUCUCCUGUGGUGCACGUGCACGUACGUAUACGUGUUGUUAAGUUCGUUUAAAUCCGUGUACUGUGUAUGUGAUGAUCAUCAGUAGCCGUAGGAUUAUUUGGCCUUGUGU